Molecule: messenger RNA, 312 nt
Organism: Oppiella nova
Lineage: Eukaryota; Metazoa; Arthropoda; Arachnida; Sarcoptiformes; Oppiidae
Source: the annotation of a GenBank genome assembly
AUGGACGAGGCCUACAAUUCCCUGGUAUUUGCCCCAUGGAUAGGGACAGCCAUCGCAGUGGGUUAUGCCGUUUAUUUGAAACUCAAGACUCCCGACCAUAAAGUGAGCGCAGAUGUGAAGCCAUGUGUCAAUCCGGGCAUUAAGAAGGAGUCGGACCGAGUGGUGGACGUCAUAGACAUCGAGAACUUGGGCCCAAAGGCUGCGUUCUGUCGGUGCUGGCGGUCAAAGAAGUUCCCCUAUUGUGACGGCGCGCACACCCUAUACAACAAACACAUGUCCGAUAAUGUCGGGCCACUUGUCAUCCAGAAGUGA